AUGAAAUGGUUUUGGAACACUGGUCAUGCCCAGCCUCCCCAAGGGCCCCAGAAGUGGGUUCCCAUUCUGGGAGAGCUGCAGAAGACCCUUCAGAAGGGGGAGUACCUGCCCCUCCAUCCGCUGCCCAUGUUCGAGAGUAACUUUGUCCAGGUGACCAACCUCAGGAGUCCUGCAUUUGUGCAUCACAGAACCAACAGGCUGACAAUGGGUGUCGCUGCUUCCUUGCCUGGUCUGGUGCUGCCUGACAUUCUUCUGAUAGCUCAGCCCCCUGAUGGCUGGGCCUCCUCCAAUCUCAUCCUCACCAGGAUGAUCCCACUAGAUCUUGUCCACCUCUAUAUCCAUGACCUGUGCCACCGUCGUCUGAAGUUGCGCCUGGUCACUGGGCGCUACUAUUACCUGGAGCUGGAUGCCCCGGAACAGGAGACAAGCUUCUUGUUCAACUGCUGGAUCCACCUCAUCAACCUGCUCCACCAGCCUAGCUUCUCCUGGGCACCCAGGACCAUGUCCAUGACCCCCCUGGGGGCACCCCUGGGCAUAGCGCCUGCCUCCACCUGGCACCUCCAGGACCAGAAUCAGUGCAGACUUGCAGUUGAUGUUGCUGAGCACACCUUUCCUUAUAAAAGGCGUACUUCUCCAAAGCAAAAGAAGGUCAAGGUAAGGCAGCCAAGGGCACGGGGUACCCUCAAGCACAAGUUCAAGUCUCAGGCUGUGGGUGACUCUCUGCCUCUCAUCUGGUCACAACGGGAGCCUCCUGUCCUUGAGAAAGCCACAGAAAAGAAGUCCCACUUAGAUGCCUACCCCAAAAGAUCCAACACUUUAAUCCAUGUUUCUGAGAAAGCCAGCAUCACCAUCCGCACCAUCUUCAGCAACAUUUCCAACAUGGCGAACCAGGCACACUCUAGUUCAAAGGCCAGCUAUGCUCUAGGGGUUGGGACUUGGACCCCAGGGUCUAAGGGCUGGGGCCUGGACCCCUGGGUCGACAGAUCUGAUUUGGUGGAGACCACAGGCCAAGGAGGUUUGAUUGAGACCCCUACAUGGUGUAUCUCUGAUGGGAGCCAUGAUUUUCCCCUCAUGAGCUCCUUCAGUCAGACAGACCCCUUCCUGUGGCGGAAAGAGUUUGAAGAUCUCCUAGACACCACACCCACCACUCUGUCGUCCUCCUUGCACACGUCUCCUUACUCUUCUACCUUCUACCUCUUUCCACCCACUCCCUCCUUCCCCAAAUCCAGUGGCAAGGUCAGGCCCAAGGACUCAAUCAAAUAUCAGAGACUAUGCCCCUCCCAGAAAACCACACCUGCGCUCCCUGUCACAUCAGAGAAAACACCGUUUAUCUUGGACCAGUCUCAAAGGAUAUCAGCUGUACCUACUCCAGCCCAGAAGGCCCCAGCCACCCCUGCUCUAUCUUGGAGGGUCCCAGCCACACUUUGAUCAACCCAGAAGGCCUCAGCCAUACCCAGCCUCGCUCAUAAGCCUCUAGCUAUAUCAGGUGUGCCCCAGAAGACCCCAGUCACCCCUGAAUCUUCCUGGAAGGCUGCAGUUCGACUUGCUCCAUGCCAAAAGACUCUAUCCCCAAUUCAGAAGCUUCCACCUGUGCCUGCUGUUCCCCAGAAAGCCAUGUCCCUAAGGAAGGACUUUCUGGUCCCAAGUACCCCAUUCCAGAAGGCUCCAACCUCAACUGCCCAGUGUCAGGAAGCACUCAGCUCACCCACCUUGCAGGCAAAGGCAACAGAUCUGAGCCUGCCACCGGCUGGGAGGGUGCUUGAGAAAAGAAAGUCUGAAAGGAAACAGGAACCUGUGCUGUUGAUGGGAGGCCAGAAGACAAAAAUGAUAGACAUGAGGACGCAGGCUGUAACUCUGCAGUUGCCUUUCACCACCACUAAGAAGGAAUCCAAGGAGAUCCUGAUUGGCAGAACCCAGGAGGUCACCUGGGAGGCCUUGAAGGGCAGGGAGAAGCAUGAAAACCGGGCCUACAAGAUGAAGGAGGAGAUAAUGGUGGACAUGCCUGGUAUGAAAUCCAAGGAGAUAGGGAAGCAGAAGAAAUGGAUCGUGACCAAGGACCUGGCUGUCGAGGGUCCCCAUAUGGAGGACAAAAGUCCCUUCUCUGUGGAGGGGCUCACCCCAGCCAAGAUGAUGAUCAUGGCUAACUCCCCAAACCAGCAACUGAAACCAGCUGCCAUCUCACUGCCCUCCUGGUUCUCUAUGACUUCCAAGACAUCCUCCAUGUCUAUGUUGAGCAAAGUGCCUUAUAACCCCAACCAGAUGCCCUUGCUGGAGGGGACACCUAUGGUAGUCAGGGAGCCACCAGAGACCCGCACUUUGGUGAAGGAAAAGAGCAUACAGCCACAGGUAGAGAGCAAGCCAUCUAGGGACUCACUGGUGCCUGCCAAUGUGUCCCCCAGAUCCUCAUCUGAGACUCACAGUUCAAAGACAAAGACAUUUGCUAUCAGCCAGGCUCCCAUCCCCCUACCUGCCACACGUUGGGAGGAUUUGUCACAGCAGCCUACAACCCUCUCAACAACCCCCAUUUCCAAUACAGGGGUCUCAGCCAACGAGUCCCCAAAACCGGGGAAGAAACCUCAAGGGUCUAAAAAGGCACCCAAACAGCAGCAUCCUCUGACCAUGUCAGAGGGACCAUCAGAAAUUCCCCAGUCCGUGAUCUUGGAAAUAGAGGAGAAGAGGAACAGGAUCACUAAAGCUGAGAUGCCCAUGAAUCAAUCUGGAUCCCAUCACCUUUCACCCAGAGAAUUGCAUCCCAAGGAUUCAAAAUAG
Nannospalax galili (Upper Galilee mountains blind mole rat) is the source of this 2769-nucleotide messenger RNA. It is a transcript of the gene Garin5b, whose product is annotated as family with sequence similarity 71 member E2. Gene Ontology annotation, cellular component: nucleus. The record is from RefSeq and is a predicted model, not a curated record. The transcript has 10 exons. Lineage: Eukaryota; Metazoa; Chordata; Mammalia; Rodentia; Spalacidae.